UUAGGUAUGUAAUACGGAAAUGGUUGUCAUUGUGGAACAUGAUUCGAAAAAAAAAUGUUGAGCUGCUUGUUCAACAUUGCCAGUAUAAAAAAAACCUUUUUCUGUUGUUGUGGUUCUAUUGAAUCGUGGAAGCGCAUUUCAGUCGUAGCUGAACGGUGCAGUUGGAAGAUAAUUUUUAUGGAUAUUAUAAAUUUGAGCUUUGUUGUGCUGUUGAGUUUAAUUUACUCUUUCGUAACCGAAGUUAGGUUGUUCACAGACUAUGCACUAGAGUCGGCAAUUAUUUUAAAUGAAACAUCUAGAGUUCCUGGCUACGGAAAUAUGACGUUGAAGCGAUCAGCUCACAUGAAUCCCAAAAUUUUCCUAGAAAUUGAGCUCACCCAAAAUCUUGAAGACUAUGAUGCAGACGGAAGGGUAUUUUACAGUCCCUUGGGUAACAACCGAUAUCUCCUAUUGCCAUUUAAGGUUAACCGUCAACCAAUCUGUAAAAUACUGAACACUGCAUAUCGCGACAGAGCUAUGCACGACAUUCACAAGUAUUCCAACUUUCCGUUUUCUGAGGACAAAAGUGUGGACCUAUGUGGUCUAAUGCCGCAGGGACAUUACUACUGGCACAACUAUUCAGCUGAUCUGUCCAUAAUACCUCGCUCAAUAGCAACGGGCAGAUAUCGAGUUCAAUUUCGAUUUUACAAGAGAAACGUUAGAGAGUCAUGCAAAGGGGUUGAAUUUCAGUCGCUGUUCACUUAGUGGACGCUAUACUACGGGUA
Bradysia coprophila is the source of this 764-nucleotide messenger RNA. RefSeq lists its product as uncharacterized. The record is from RefSeq and is a predicted model, not a curated record. NCBI's taxonomy places the organism in Eukaryota, Metazoa, Arthropoda, Insecta, Diptera, Sciaridae.